AAUAGGCCAAUUUUGAAAGGCGUCCUUUCCAUAAAUUAAUUUCUUGUCUUUAGACGAUACAGCGGCUGUAGUGUAGUCCUCAAUGAGGUGCUCUUGCUGUCGUUAGUCGACAAGGUAGCUGUACAACUCGGCGUAGGUAACCGUAUGACGUUGUGUGCCUUCAAUUACUAAUAGGAGCUAGAGUCGCCAUGGACCUGGUUGGCCAGUCCGCUGCUAUUCCGACGGCCUACCUAGCAGCUCGCUACCAACUGUGCGCAAAUGCCGAAUUACUUGUGCUGCCGGGGCCGUCACACCGGCUGUCCGUUUACCGACUGGACGACCUAUGCACAGAGGUUGUUGGGCUGAGAUGUGAGCAAGCCCAUCGCUAUGCUGUGACCGGCAUGUCACUGAGCGUAUCAUCAAACUUGCUGGUCACUGUAUCAUCAGACAUGCUGGCCCUGUGGACCAAUCCUUGCAACUUGCCAGAUGACGUCAUUGAGGUGUACAGUAACCCUGGUUUGAGUCAGUGCGUAACACUGAGCGAAAGCGAGGAUUACGCAUGUCUUGCCGUGGACAAUGAUGUCAUAGUCGUGAAUAUUAUGGACCGUAAAUUAGAAGCAACUCUUCAAGGUCAUACAGCACCCGUGACAGCCAUCAAGGUCUUAACAGACUCGCCGCUUACUGUUGUUUCUGUGUCGGAAGAUCGUACUUUCAAGGUAUGGGAUAUUGAAGGUGGCUGCCUGCUGUAUCAAUCUGCAGUUCUUUCAGCGUCACCUUGCCUGUCACUCUCUUUGAACAGUAGCAGCGAGGAGCUAGUCAUUGGAUUCUCGGAUGGAAUGGUAAGAGUAUUUGACACGAGGAAGGACCAUGCUUAUUCGUGUAUCCAUGAAAUCAACACUGCUAAAGUAUGGACAAGUGUAAUAUCUGAACAAGCAACACUGACAGAUACAAUUGCCGAGUCUAGUAGUGGAGCCAAGAUUAUUUCCAGUUCUACGGGAAGGUCAGCAUACAACCACCAGCAGCUCGCAGCACCAGCUGUGCAGGCGUAUAACGAACCCCAGGAUGAGAGCAUGUUGGCUUCAGCAGGUUUUGCUGUGCUGGGACUGUCGAUUUUGGACGCAUCACCAGACUCUGCACCAUCAGCUACGUCAUCUUUUCCACCAUGCGCAUCGCGGCAAGAAGAAAUUAGCCGACGGAGGUUACGUGAUAUUCUCAAGACAACUGGAAAGCUGCUUGUGGCAACAGCAGCAUACGUUCAGUGUUUUACCAUGGGUUCAUGGCAAGUGGAGAAAACCUGGGAUCUGCGAGUGCCACUGCCAUCACAAACAACUACAAUGAUGGAGAGCGCAGGCAUACUUCCAACACCGGGUGCUAUCAUGUUCAGUAAAAGUGCGUACACGCGCAAGGUUUGGUGUAUCAGUGCUGGAGCACUGGUAGCAUCAGCCACUGUUCUACAGUUUCACUUCCCAGUCGCCACCGACUCUAGUCCACAAGCUGAGCAGAUCGCUGACAUUGAUGAUAAGCAUUGGAUCAGUGGUGGAUCUUCCGGAAACCUAGCCGCUGCAGAUCAGAGCCCAGAUGCGUCCGCUACAACAUCUGACGCUGUAUCUGUUCUGUCGAGCCAACCUCUACAGCCAAGCUCAGUGCUGGCUGUAGUUCCUCUCACACCGAGCAGCUCCAAGUCACUUGAUCCAACAGGUGGCCCUGGAAGAAAACAUCCCAUUGCUGGUGGUAAGCUGAAAAGCGGCUCGGCGCCUUCAGCGAAACCAGGUGUGAAAGACCAGCCCUUGACGUUCAAAUCUAAAGUGAAGUCUUCGGGUUACACAGCAGCUCCAAGGACAAAAAUGUUUGCACCUCAGACAAAAUCAUCCCCUACCAUGGCCAAGAAGCCAGCUGCAAUGAAGGUGGGAGCCACAGGAUCUGCUCUUAGUGGGAAAUCCGCCUAUCCACUGAGUGCAGCUGCACCAGUGCAUCGCAAAGCUUGCUUGCCAAUCAGCCCUCAACAGUCAGCCAUCACCAAGAUCCAGUACUCUGCUUCGGGGAGCUUACUGGCAUGUGCUAUGGCAAGGAAAACGCUGGAUGUAGUACGGACACCGCUGAACUCGACUUCCAAGAUCUCAACUGCUACAGGUCAUGAUGGUGCUGUCGUGGAUCUCUGCUGGGCUGCACACGGCGACAGGCUAGUGAGCGCUGGCACAGACCGCACUGUGCGCAUGUGGAGCUCGUCCAACCUCACUGAACCACUGCUUGUCUUUGAUCGGCAGCAUCACAGUGCAACAGUCUCAGCUUCGCGUGCUGGAGCAUUACAGAAGAAGCCAACCACUGACAAACAGUUGGGAAGUGCACCUCUCCAGGACGAUAACGGCACCUUCACUAAGGACAUCACUCAUUCUCGUUUCUAUUUCCUGGACAAGUUUGUCCUAAUCGCUCAUGGAAACACAUUUGGUUUGUACCAGUAUAACAUCAACACUGAGAAACCGGAUGACAUCAAACGAUAUCAGACAACUAACAAAUACAAAAUGUCAAAGCAGUUUCAACAUAGCACAGCUCAGGCCAUAACAGCUCUGUCCUGUGUGAAUUCUUUCAACUCCUAUAUCGUUCUUGUUGCUGGAUCUGACAAGUCUGUGGAGGUUUUCGACAUGAACGCAGGUCGCACGGCAAGGUCCAUGACGGAUGUGCAUACCCGCUCACCAUACCUGAUACGUCAGAACGAGGGCUCUCAAUUCAUAACCCAUUCGAGCGAGGCCUAUGAUCUCUUUCUGACAAGCGCACUAACGGAUGACAUCAAGCUGUGGGAUCUGAGAACAAACCGCUGUGUACGUCGCUACCAUGGGCACAUGCAGAGAGCUCACCAAGUCGGCAUGUCCUUCAGUCCAUGUUCUCGAUUUGUAGCUGCAGCAUCGGAAGACCGCUCGGUGUAUAUUUAUGACAUACGUCAAACAGCACACCUGCAUCGUCUGAGUGGUCACAGUGACACGGUCAGUGAUGUCACUUUCAAUCCCAAGUAUCCACAGCUGUGUUGCUCCACAUUGGAUGGCAGACUGUUUGUGUACAACGACAAACCCGUCUAGCUGUAGCUAAUAUAGCUUAUUCCUGUAGCUACAACUGCUGUACAUUGUGUGUACAGUUGUUGCACACCUGCCGUACAGCUAUGGACAAUCUCAUCAUUCUAGCCACUUUCACUUCCUUUCCCCAGGAGACUCCCUUUGAUAGGCAUCCAUUUGCCUCUGGAGAAUUCUUGAAAAUGUAAUAAAUCUGACUAAUAACAGUUACCGUAAUGUCGUGUAUAAAAGCAGGUGCUUAUGGCCGUAUACGCCGAGGUUCAAACCAUGCUUCUAUUCAAGUUAUGCUUCUAUUCGAAACAUGCUUCUACGUCAACAUCUUCUGUCUACACUGUGCAGUG
This is a messenger RNA of Sycon ciliatum, 3382 nucleotides long. Its product is annotated as WD repeat-containing protein 27-like. The transcript is spliced from 27 exons. Gene Ontology annotation, molecular function: protein binding. The record is from RefSeq and is a predicted model, not a curated record. Lineage: Eukaryota; Metazoa; Porifera; Calcarea; Leucosolenida; Sycettidae. The coding region runs from base 189 to 3050 and encodes 953 amino acids.